Molecule: messenger RNA, 834 nt
Organism: Chaetura pelagica (chimney swift)
Lineage: Eukaryota; Metazoa; Chordata; Aves; Apodiformes; Apodidae
Gene: COMMD7
Product: COMM domain containing 7
Exons: 10
Coding region: 1-834 (277 amino acids)
Biological process (GO): tumor necrosis factor-mediated signaling pathway; negative regulation of DNA-templated transcription
Molecular function (GO): NF-kappaB binding
Source: RefSeq, a predicted model, not a curated record
AUGGAGCCUUUAAUCCCUCGAUCAGCUCCAUUGUCCCGGGCCGGAACACACCCAGAUUUCUGCAUCGAGACCUUCCUCUCCACGCGGGCAGACCCGGGUUCAGGGAACAGGGGCAGGUCAGGGAACCCGGGCAGGUCAGGGAACAGGGGCAGGUCAGGGAACCCGGGCAGGUCAGGGAACACGGGCAGGUCAGGGAACACGGGCAGGUCAGGGAACACGGGCAGGUCAGGGAACAGGGGCAGGUCAGGGAACACGGGCAGGUCAGGGAACAGGGGCAGGUCAGGGAACCCGGGCAGGGCAGGGAACACGGGGAAGCAAUUCUCAGCACUGACUGAAUUGCUCUUCUGCUUUCUGAGGGAGCCCAAGGAGGUAGAAAACUUUCUGACUCAGCUCUCAGACUUUGCCAUCAUGAAUAAAAUCAGCUUGGGCCCCUUGAAAAACAUUGUCAAAAGUAUUCUUCUGGUAUUUAACGGUGCCCUGAAGAGGAAUUUGUCUUCUGAACAAGUCAGAGCAGAUUUUAUUGCUCUAGGCCUCAGUGAAGAGAAAGCCAGUUACUUUGCAGAACAGUGGAAAGUGAAUUCCCCCACCCUGGCACACCUGGCUGUUGGUCAGACACUGGUGAUCAACCAGCUGAUGGAUAUGGAGUGGAGGUUUGGAGUGACUGCUGGGAGCAGUGAACUGGAAAAAGUGGGAAGUAUCUUCUUACAGCUGAAGCUGGUGAUUAAAAAAGGGAACCAGAUGGAAAACGUGUAUAUAGAGUUAACUUUGCCCCAGUUCUACAGUUUUCUGCAUGAAAUGGAACGGGCCAAAGCCAGUCUGGAAAGCUUCAGCUGA